CCAAAUGUGGAUAUCAUGCUAUCAAUUUGUUUGCAAAGUGAUCUACCAACAGGACAAAGUGUGAAAACAGGGAUUCCAACACAAGUACAAAGUGGGAAAGCAGGAAUUCAAGCACAAUUACCAGCUGGUUCUGCUCCUGCUACAAGUGAACUUUCUGGUUCAAGUCUUACCCUGUUCCAAGUGGCAUAUCUUGGAAACCAGGAAGUAAUAGACAAUAUGGGAAAAGGAAGGAACCAGACAGGCAAGACGAUGAUGAUACUACAACUGUCCGAAGUCAACCACUUCCACGAGAUGCUUUCCGGAUACGACAGUAUCAGAAAGCUCGAGCCAGCAGUGCUUCACAAACAGGAUCAGUUUCAUAUGGAAACGCAUUUUCUGGUGAUUUAUCUGGCAGCACUGGCUGAUAAAAUUAAACUAUUUCUUGGAGGCGUAUGUACAUUAAAAGUCCUUCCUUGAGCUCAUAUAGCUGUCCUUUUGCUCAGACCCUUAUAGAUAAGUUGUGAACAUCAUGUAUAUUCAGGUUCGUGCCUCUUCCAUUAUCAUGCUUCUUAAAAUUAUUUGACAAGGCAAAAGGAGUGCAAUCUUUACUCUUGGGAGGUUAAUACUUCAAAAAGAGCUGGGAAUCGCAUGGAAGAAUACUUGUCACUGAAGUGCUGGAGUAGAGACUGGUCUUUCUAAAACUAGUUUUCUCAUGCAGGAAUGUAACAUUUUUUUAAAUGUUUUACAAUAAGAUUUAUUUUAUGUAUUUAUAUUUUGCUA
Molecule: messenger RNA, 759 nt
Organism: Glycine soja
Lineage: Eukaryota; Viridiplantae; Streptophyta; Magnoliopsida; Fabales; Fabaceae
Exons: 2
Coding region: 16-456 (146 amino acids)
Source: RefSeq, a predicted model, not a curated record